Molecule: messenger RNA, 1814 nt
Organism: Dermatophagoides pteronyssinus (European house dust mite)
Lineage: Eukaryota; Metazoa; Arthropoda; Arachnida; Sarcoptiformes; Pyroglyphidae
Product: cholinesterase-like
Biological process (GO): choline metabolic process; acetylcholine catabolic process
Cellular component (GO): plasma membrane
Molecular function (GO): acetylcholinesterase activity
Source: RefSeq, a predicted model, not a curated record
AAAAAUUUAUUCAAUUGUAUCGAUAUAAAACUCAAAUAAAUAAAAUUUAAUUGUUUACUACGUUUUUAUAUUUGUACCUAAAAAAUGACAAGAUAUUUAAUAAUUUUCGCUUUGAUAUUGAACAUUUGGGCCAUAAGCUCUUAUGGAACUGAUGAAGAAUAUGCCCCGAUUGUUCAUCUUCGACAUGGAAAAGUUCGUGGAAUUGUUCGAUCUGUUGGUGAUAAAAAAAUUUAUCUUUAUGAAGGAUUUCGAUUCGGUGAUACCAAUCGUUUCGAAAAGUCUACGAUGAUAACAUCAUGGCCUGAUGACGUUUACAAUGCGACAAAAUUAGGAAAUUCAUGUGUACAAUUUAUGAAUCAAUUUGUCCUAGAAAAUGUAACUUAUGAAAGUGAAGAUUGUCUUUUUUUGAAUGUUUAUAAACCGGUCACAAAAAAUGAAAAAUUACUGCCUGUAAUGGUUUGGAUUUAUGGUGGAGGUUUUCAAGGUGGUUCAAUAUUUCUCUCAUUCUAUGAUAGCUCUUAUUUGGCAUCGUUUGGUGAAGUUAUUGUUGUUGCCAUUAACUAUCGUCUUGGACCAUUUGGAUUUUUAUACGGUGAUGGUAAAAAUGCCCCAGGUAAUCUAGGCUUUCAUGAUCAACUUUUAGGAUUAAAAUGGGUUCAAGAAAAUAUCGAAAAUUUCGGUGGUGAUCCUAAUAAAGUUACCAUUUUUGGAGAAUCUGCCGGAUCGAUGUCUGUGUCAGCAUUAGUUCAAUCUCCAUUAGCUAAAGGUCUAUUCCAUAGAGCUAUCAUGCAAUCCGGUGCUGGAUAUUUAUCCUAUCCACUUUUGCGUGAUAAUAAACAAUUGGCUUUGGAAAAAACAAAAAGACUUUCGGAAAAAUUGAAUUGUAAAAAUGAAAACAUUAAACACUUGUUAGCCUGUUUGAAAAUGAAAACAAUAGAAGAAAUCAAAAAUGCUGCUUUAGGUGAUGGAAAAGAAAUGAUGGCAAACGAAUUGUUUCAACCAAUCAUUGGUGAUGAUGUUUUACCCUAUGAUAUUGUCCAAUUCAAAAAUGAUUCGAAUCAUGUCGACUUACUUUAUGGCAUUACUCAUGACGAAGGAGGAAUGAUGGUCCUUAUGUCUUUUCCAGAAUUGAUGGAUGAUAAAACGAUACUGACAAUGAAACAAGUUCAUGAGAAAAUAUCAGGCAUGCUCAUUCAAAUGAAUAUGACAAAUUAUUCAAAUGAAAUCAUUCAUCAUUACACAAAUAAUUUGGAUGCUUCUAAUAUCAAGGAAGUUCGGAAAAUGUUUGUAAAGUUGUUUACCGAUUUCACCUUGGGAUGUCCAACAAUGUUAUUCGGCCAAAGAAUAGCUCAGAUAUCAGAAAAAGUUAACAACUUUUACUCAUAUCGAUUGGAUCGAAGAGGAGUGGCUGCUAUUCCGAUGGGAUGUACUUUUGAAUGGCUGGGUGUAUGCCAUGGAGCUGAUAUACCAUACGUGUUUCAUAAUUCAAUGUUGAAAAAUUCAUCCAAAGAUGUUCAAUUAAGCAAUGAUAUGAUAAAAGCAUGGACAAAUUUUGCUAAAACUGGUCAUCCAGGUACAAUGGGAUCAAUUGAAUGGCGACAAGUUUAUGAAAAUGGACAAAAAUCUUCCGCAUCAACUAUGCUAUUAGAUGUCGAAUAUAAAAUGGUUGAUGAUAUAUUCAAAGAAACUUGUGAUGGAAUAUGGGAAAAAAUAUUCGAAUCCUACAAAUAAUUAUUUGUCUUUUUGACUGGAAUUUUUUUUUCAAAUCAAAAAGUUUUAAUUAAAUAAAAAUGGUUAUUAUAUUUGAACCGUGA